AUGUACAAGAGCAGAACACACCUAAGACUGCUAAAAGAAUGGCAGCCAGUCGACACUGUCAUUCAGAGAUUGGAAGGGACGGGUUUUGAUCUCGUCCACAGAAUAAACACGGACUAUAGGACAACGAUCGACUUUUUAUUAGCACUGGUAGAUCAUUAUUUAGUCGACAUGUCAUGUUUUAUCAUUGGGGAUCAGAGGAUAACCCCAAUGUUAGACGACGUGGCCAGAAUUACGGGGUUCUCCAUUGAUGACUUGCUAGUAAUUGGACAGGAUUAUAAAGCUGAUGAAUGCCCCGGUAUCUACAGUGAGUUAUUGUUAUCGCCGAGGCUUCUCCAUCCGAAGAACAGAUGUGAUGUAAUUCUCAAGGAAUUACAAUCUUUCAAGGACUUUCCCUCCGUUUUAGUUAGGGCCGGACUUGACCCAUACGUUAGGGCAUAUGUCCUUUACGUCAUCGGAUGCUUUCUUACUCCCCCUAGGGAUCAUUCUUCAGUUUCAUGCAUGUAUUUGUCCUUGUUGAGAGAUGUGGACGCUAUUCGAAAUUAUGCAUGGGGAGCUGCAUUAUUGUGCUAA
This is a messenger RNA of Olea europaea var. sylvestris, 570 nucleotides long. Its product is annotated as protein MAIN-LIKE 1-like. The record is from RefSeq and is a predicted model, not a curated record. Bases 1 to 570 code for a protein of 189 amino acids. The transcript has a single exon. NCBI's taxonomy places the organism in Eukaryota, Viridiplantae, Streptophyta, Magnoliopsida, Lamiales, Oleaceae.